Messenger RNA from Anoplopoma fimbria (sablefish), 4185 nucleotides. RefSeq names its product receptor-type tyrosine-protein phosphatase H-like. Gene Ontology annotation, molecular function: protein binding; protein tyrosine phosphatase activity. The record is from RefSeq and is a predicted model, not a curated record. The transcript has 22 exons. The coding region runs from base 248 to 4180 and encodes 1310 amino acids. Gene Ontology annotation, biological process: protein dephosphorylation. NCBI's taxonomy places the organism in Eukaryota, Metazoa, Chordata, Actinopteri, Perciformes, Anoplopomatidae.
UAUGAGAAGGGACCAGAGGUUGCAUAAGGAGGACUUGGUUAAGAAUUAAAAGUCAACACACUGGAUAAAGUUAAUAUUGGACUGCGUCAGCCCAGACACGAAGAACUUCAUUGCCAACCUCAAGUGUUGUUGUUUCUGUCAACACACUUGUGGCAGUACUGAAAAGAGAAACUUAAGUUUAUCUUGGGACCACAAUCGGAUUUUACAAGUUCAUAGGAAGUGUGUAGCUUAAUCAACGCUUAUAACGAUGAAGCCUUUAUCUUUCAAGAACACCUCAGAGCACUUUCGGAUGUGUAUCUUUCUGAUUCUACUUUGGGUUGUCACUGACUCAAGCAGUACAGCAGCAACAGCAGCAACAUCUAGCACAACACUGAAACCAUCAGUGUCACCGUCGACAACUCUUCCAACACCAAAACCACCAGUGUCACCGUCGACAACUCUUCCAACACCAAAACCACCAGUGUCACCGUCGACAACUCUUCCAACAACAAAACCACCUCCUGUAAAUGUCAAUAAUGUGACUGUUUUGACACAAAAUGAGACCAGUAUAACUCUGAAGUGGGACAAGGUUAACAACAUCACAACAUACUUUCUACAAUAUGAUAACAACGAAGAUGGUCAAAAGGAGGUCUUCAUCAAUGCAACAGAUGAAGAGCCAUCAGUCAAACAUGUGGUCACUCCUCUGACUGCUGGGAGAAAAUAUAAUUUCACCCUCAUCACUGUGUUUGAGGGAGUCAACAGCACUGGUUACACAUUUCAAGCUGUCACUGCUCCUGAAAAUGUCAAGAAUGUGACUGUUUUGGCACAAAAUGAGACCAGUAUAACUCUGAAGUGGGUAAAGGUUAACAACAUCACAACAUACCUUCUACAAUAUGAUAACGAAGAUGACGUCAUCGAUGCAACAGAUGGAGCGACAUCAGUCACACAUGUGGUUACUCCUCUGACUGCUGGGAAAAAAUAUCAUUUCACCCUCAUCACUGUGUUUGAUGGAGUCAAGAGCACUGGAUACACAUUUCAAGCUGUCACUGCUCCUGAAAAUGUCAAGAAUGUGACUGUUUUGACACAAAAUGAGACCAGUAUAACUCUGAAGUGGGUAAAGGUUAACAACAUCACAACAUACUUUCUACAAUAUGAUAACGAAGAUGACGUCAUCAAUGCAACAGAUGGAGCGACAUCAGUCACACAUGUGGUUACUCCUCUGACUGCUGGGAAAAAAUAUCAUUUCACCCUCAUCACUGUGUUUGAUGGAGUCAAGAGCACUGGAUACACAUUUCAAGCUGUCACUGCUCCUGAAAAUGUCAAUAAUGUGACUGUUUCGACACAAAAUGAGACCAGUAUAACUCUGAAGUGGGUAAAGGUUAACAACAUCACAACAUACUUUCUACAAUAUGAUAAUGAAGAUGACGUCAUCGAUGCAACAGAUGGAGCGACAUCAGUCACACAUGUGGUUACUCCUCUGACUGCUGGGAAAAAAUAUAAUUUCACCCUCAUCACUGUGUUUGAUGGAGUCAAGAGCACUGGAUACACAUUUGAAGCUGUCACUGCUCCUCGUAACACAGGAGAGUUAGAAUCAAUUGGUCAAAAUGAGACCAGUAUAACUCUGCAAUGGAAAAAAGUGGAUGACAUCCUCACGUAUACACUUGUGUUCAAUGAAAGCGUGAUACACGUCACUGCAUCAGGGGGACUUGAAAAAGUGAACCACACAAUCUUAGAGCUCACAAGUGGGACUAAAUACGACUUCAGUCUCUUCACUGUAUUUGAAAAUAUCAGAAGCAGUGGAGUAAACUACACUGCAGUCACUGCUCCUGGAAAUGUUAAUAAUGUAACUGUGCUCACACAAAAUGAGACCAGUAUAACUCUGCAAUGGAAAAAAGUGGAUGACAUCCUCACGUAUACACUUGUGUUCAAUGAAAGGAUGAUACACGUCACUGCAUCAGGGGGACUUGAAAAAGUGAACCACACAAUCUUAAAGCUCACAAGUGGGACUAAAUACGACUUCAGUCUCUUCACUGUAUUUGAAAAUAUCAGAAGCAGUGGAGUAAACUACACUGCAGUCACUGCUCCUGGAAAUGUUAAUGAUGUAACUGUGCUCACACAAAAUGAGACCAGUAUAACUCUGAAGUGGGACAAGGUUAAACACAUCUCAACAUACUUCCUACAAUAUGAUAACAAAGGAAGUCUCAUUGAGGUCAAGGGCAGCACUUUUAAUAAAAUGGCAUCAGUGACACAUGAGGUCUCUUUGCUCAGUGCUGGGACAAAAUACAACUUCACUCUCUUGACUUGCUUUGAGAAAGUCAACAGCACUGGAUUCUCAUUUAACGCUGUGACUGUUCCCUCAAUGGUGACUUUGGUCAACGUGACUGAACGCUCUGUGACCAGCAUAACCCUGACGUGGCAGAACGCGAAGAAAGACUGGGAAUACUCUCUCAUCGUCAAUGGGGAAAAUCCACAACUUCUCCCAAAUACAGCCAUGGAUGUUGUGUCCCAUUCAACCAUGUCUCUCCAGCCUGGAACAGCGUAUACAUUCCACGUGAUCACACAGUUCUCUGGAUUCAAUAGCACUGCUUACGAAGUCUUCACAGUAACAGCCAUAGACUGUACCAAGGUAAACUGGCUUGUUACUAACUCAUCGAUCCAAGGAACGAUUGAAGGCUUGUUCUCGAAUGCAACAGCCAUUAAUGAAUCACAAACUCAUGUCAGUCCUGAAGGAAGCAAUGUGUCAUUUUCUGGCCUCUACCCUGGAGCGACCUAUGAGGUGUCUCUUGUGUAUAAAAAUAAUACCAAAACCUAUCCACAGUGUACUCACAGUUUGACAAUCAUUCCUCCGUAUUUAAGCGCACACUGUGAGUACUCCGCCGCUGGCUAUUCUGUCUUUAUCGUCUGGGAUCAUCCAGAUGGUGUGUGGACUUCAGUUGAGGUGAACGUGGCUGGGGAAACUUACAAAGUGCCUGAAAAUAAGCCACAGAAUCUCAAAAUAUCUGGAUUCCAACCUGCUAAAACAUAUCAGGUGUCUUUAGCGACACUGGUGAUGCCACUGUCCGGGCCCAUAAGGAAGUCUGAACAAUUGUUUUUUUCAUGUCCAACUGAUCCAAGGGGAGUCAUUGCAGGGGCAGUAAUUGCUGUUGUGCUUUUUUGUCUCCUGGUCUGUUUGGCCCUCUUCAUUUUUUUUAAAAGACCAGAUAUUAUCAGCAGAAAAAAGGCAUUCAUUGGUGGUUCCAGACAAGCCAAUAAAAAGAUCAAAGCUAUUUCUGUGGCAAAGUUUCCAGACCACUUUUACCAGUUAGAGCUGGAUGAGAAUAGAGGUUUCAGCCAGGAAUAUGAGAAUCUCAUUCCUGUUGGCAUGGAGCAAACACGAGAGGCAGCUCUUCUACCCCAGAACAAAGCGAGGAACCGUUUCACCAAUAUCCUACCAUAUGACUGGUGUCGGGUGAUGCUUACUACAUCCAAUCCCAAUGAAACUUCCGACUACAUCAAUGCCUCUUACAUGCCAGGCCACAACAGCAACAGAGAGUACAUCGCUACCCAGGGUCCUCUGCCCUCCACAGUCAAUGAAUUCUGGAGAAUGAUCUGGGAACAAAGAGUUAAAGGCAUUGUCAUGGUAACCAACUGCACUGAGGGAGGACGGACUAAGUGUGAGCUAUACUGGCCUGCAAACAGUAAUCCUUGCUCUUACGGAGGGCUGUUAGUCACCAUCAGAUCUGAGCAGCAGGAGGCCAACUGGACAUUGAGGGAAUUUAGGGUGAAACAUCGGAAUAACUCAGAGGAGCGCACAGUGAAACAUUUUCACUUCACUGCCUGGCCUGACCAUGGAGUCCCACAGGGCACCGAAGUCCUGAUCCAGUUCAGAGGGCUGGUGAGACAGCACAUAGAGAGAGAAGGGGCUGGAGCACCAACCGUGGUUCACUGCAGUGCUGGAGUUGGGAGGACAGGCACUAUCAUUGCUCUGGAUGUGUUGCUUCAGCAGCUAGAUAAAGAAAGAGCUGUGGGAAUCAACGGCUUUGUGCACAAGAUGAGACUGAGCCGACCGCACAUGGUGCAGACGGAGUCCCAGUAUGUUUUCCUGCACCAAUGCAUCAUGGACCGUCUGCAGCCAAAUGAGAAGAAUGAAGAGAACAUAUAUGAGAAUGCAGAAAUGAUAUACGCCAAUGCCACAGCACUCCGAGAGUUCAAAAACGCCUAAAUAAG